UGAAGGAAGGAGAGCUGCGGCUGGAUGUCAUUCAACUCCUGACGAACAGGAGCCGUGACAAAACUCUACCAGGGGUGUCUUUCCAAUUCAAGCAAGUUGUCUUGAGACACACCCGAUCAACAGGCUGUAAGAGCCUCCAGAGACUUCGUUAACUGGGAUUUUAUUUUAUUUUUUGCGUGCGCCCGUAUCCAUGUCGACAGAUUUGUAAAUUAACCACGGAGGAGCGCGUUUCUGAUGGACUCUAAUGACAGGAGCAUUAGAGAUCUGAAAAGAACUGACAAAAUCCAACCAGGAUAUACACACACACGCAAAUAUAUGUAACAAUGGAUUCGUUCAACGCCAGCGGAAUGGAUGCGUUCACGGUGAUCCAUUUAAAUUCCUCCUGGUCGCUGGACAGUGGAUAUUCUUUAGCAGCGAUAGCUGGCAUCGCCGCUCUCGUAAGUUUUCUCAUUCUUUUUACCGUUGUUGGAAAUAUUCUUGUGGUUAUCGCUGUGUUAACGAGCCGGGCACUGAAAGCCCCCCAAAACCUUUUCCUGGUGUCUCUGGCCACAGCGGACAUCCUGGUCGCCACUCUCGUGAUGCCGUUUUCUUUGGCAAAUGAACUCAUGGGUUACUGGUAUUUUGGAAAAGUUUGGUGCGGUAUUUAUCUGGCUCUGGAUGUUUUGUUUUGUACUUCAUCUAUUGUGCAUCUGUGCGCAAUAAGCCUGGACCGAUACUGGUCCGUUACGCAGGCUGUAGAGUACAACCUGAAGCGGACUCCUAAACGCGUUAAGUGCAUUAUCCUGAUCGUGUGGCUUAUAUCUGCGUUUAUCUCCUCUCCGCCGCUCAUAUCUAUCGACAGCAACAGUGAGAUCAGCUCUCAGCCUCAGUGCGAGCUGAAUGAUGACACUUGGUACAUCCUCUCCUCCAGCAUCGCGUCCUUCUUCGCUCCCUGCUUAAUCAUGAUCCUGGUCUAUAUCAGAAUAUACCAGGUGGCCAAAACCAGGACCAGAAGCAUGUCGGGAAAAAAACCCAGGCCAGAUGGCGUUACACAAACUGAGAAUGGACUGAGCAAAGCCACCUCCCCUUUCCACGGCGAGAGGGAGAACGGUCACUGUCAGUGCCCGCCUACGCCCAGCCAACGCACCGUCACCAUCGGGCAACAGACUGAGGAGGCUGACAUGGAGGAGAGCUCCUCGUCAGAGGGCAAAGGUCACAAGCCCCAGCUGCAGGAGUCCCAGAGAGCAAAGAGGAUCAGCAACAAGAAAAGCUCGCUCUCCAAGCAAUCCACUCGCAUCUCCAGGGUCAGUAACAAGUCCAUGGAUCUGUUCACCUCCAGGAGGAAACGCCGUAAGAGUUCCCUAGCCAGGAAGAAGAUCUCCCAAGCCAGGGAGAAGAGAUUCACAUUUGUCCUGGCUGUUGUCAUGGGAGUGUUUGUUGUUUGCUGGUUUCCCUUUUUCUUUAGCUACAGCCUGUAUGGCGUGUGCAGGGAACCCUGUAGGAUUCCCGACCCCCUCUUUAAAUUCUUCUUCUGGAUUGGCUAUUGCAACAGCUCCCUCAACCCUGCCAUUUACACCAUCUUCAACCGGGACUUCAGACAUGCCUUCCACAAGAUUCUCUGCAAGUCCUGGAAAAAGUCCUUUUAGCUGUGAAGCAGAGCUGCUGCAUCACUGUGACAAUCUUACAUGAAAUAUCAAAUUGAAUUUAUAAAAAACACAGGAAAAAAAGGAAAUCUGUUGUGUUUGUUAUGCCUCACUUAUGUCUCAUUGUCCUGCUGUUUUUUCCAGUCAUGACAGCGUGCACCCUUCAAGGAGUCCCCUCAAGCUUCAGCAUAGAUGUUUUCAUUACAGACUUCUCACAGGCUUUCCCAGUUUGAUUAAUGUGCACCACAUUUCUCUUAUUCCCUAUGAACUGUGCUGUAAUUCUGUAUUAAAGGACCGAUAUCGAUAAAGCCCCCUGUACAUCCACAAAAGAUGCACACACGGGUGAUUUAUGUGCCAGGACAAACCCCCAGUUCAGCUCCGUUUUUUCCAUUCCAUUAAACUUUUCUAUUUUUUGAACACUAAGAUUAUUCUUCAUCACAGAUUUUCUCUUGGGUAAUUAGAUUUAACCUAUUAAUAUUAUUUUACACAUUAUUGAAAAUACAAAAAUAUGCAACCUACAAGCACAAAAUGACAUAAAACCAGAUCCUUGACAAGACAGUCUUAGUGUGCCAUUUUGAGAAAUAUGCUCAAUAGACUUUCCAACAGAGUCAGUUCAAUUCAAGUUUAUUUAUAUAGCACCAAAUCUCAACAGUCACCUCAAGGAGCUUUAUACUGUAGAGUAAGGAUCCCAGAAUAUUAGACAGAAAACCCUGACAAUGAAAAUUUGAUGACAUUGGAAAGGAAAAACUCCCUUUUCACAGGAAGAAACCUCUGGCAGAACCAGGGUCAGACAGUUAUCUUCACAAACCGGUUAGCAGUGAGGAAAGAGAAAAGUUAAUGCUCUUUUUAAUGGACAACAUAAAAGAAGAUAAGAAGAAAAGAUGUCUGUAAAUAUGUAGCAUGUUUGUUCAUAAGCACUACCUUGACACAGAAAUUUAACAAAUUCUCACUGAAAUUAGCACAUUAUAUAAGUUUUGUUAGUUAGUAAAAAGAAGGUUUUCUAUUUGCUGGUCUUCAAUGCACAUAACAAGUGGAAACUAGAGAAAGUUAGUAUUGCCAUAAAACUGCCCCCCAUCAUCAAAAAGAUAUAUGUGCUUCAUUUAGAUAUAGCAAGGGUAGCUAAGCUUAGCUAAGCUUAGCUUACCAGCUGUAAGCUGAUACAUUGUAACUACUGCAGAGAAAUUAAAGUGAUACUGAUCUUCUCAUCCAAGCCAGCAACAAGUCAAAGAAUAUUUCUCAAAAUGUCAAACUAUUCUUUAAAAUGUUAUUUAAAAAACAAAACAAAAGAAAAACAAAACUGUUAGUGUUAAUGCCUGUGUGGUCAGUGCUGCACUUAAUCUGUAAAAAAAAAAAGAAAGAAAAAAAAAAGCUUAAAUUUAUGUAGCACAAAACAGUUCAUCCCCACUGUGCCUGGAACUUUCUGGCUCCCUGAAAUGAUGAAGCCUUUUGGAGGCUGCCCACCUGGCCCAGGUUAAGAAUCCUCAUACACUAACGCACCUGUGGUUUCCAACCUUGUUUCAUCGCCCUGCAAACAUCGCCCUUCUGCUUAUAUGUGCUGUUUGUUUUGAAGUGAAACCAAAACGAUUCUCCUUUCUUAUCUGCCUUUUUAAAGGACAAAUUUACAGUUUUAAGGCAAUGAGGGCUACCGUGGAAAAGUCUGAAGUGAUAUUUAUGUACAAACAUGUUUGAAUCUUUGACCUUUUUGAGAAAGGCAAGCAGGUUGGACGCCAUUAGCUUAAAUUCAACCAUUUGGUUUGUUUGGUUGUUCAGUUUCCUUGAUGCUGUUAGCCAUGUUUGCUUUGACAGUUUUUGAACAUCUCUGCUGAAAACAGACUCUAAACUGAGCUCUUUUUGUGUCAUUGUAGGGUCUUUACCUCACAAUACAAAGCGCUGUGAGCCAACUGUUGUUGUGAUUUGGCGCUAUCCUGGGUUUGGUUGUCAUCAUGGUAAUUCACAAGUCACACUGAGAAAUAUUAAAGGACAACAGCAGGAUAAAUCACUGCAGAUUACAGAUUACUGGGUUUGACAUUAAAAAAUAGUUCCAUGCAAAAGGGUAAUUAAUUUCACAGUAGCCCUAAACGACUGAGCAUUUCAGAUUCAAUGCAUUCAUUCUGCAUUUAUUUUCCAAGAAACUACCUCUGUUUAUUUGCUGCUGAUUUUGGAGUGACAUCUUGCA
Pelmatolapia mariae (spotted tilapia) is the source of this 3798-nucleotide messenger RNA. RefSeq names its product alpha-2 adrenergic receptor. Gene Ontology annotation, molecular function: alpha2-adrenergic receptor activity; epinephrine binding. The record is from RefSeq and is a predicted model, not a curated record. NCBI's taxonomy places the organism in Eukaryota, Metazoa, Chordata, Actinopteri, Cichliformes, Cichlidae. The transcript has a single exon. Gene Ontology annotation, cellular component: plasma membrane. Gene Ontology annotation, biological process: platelet activation; regulation of vasoconstriction; regulation of smooth muscle contraction. The coding region runs from base 324 to 1625 and encodes 433 amino acids.